UUGAGAUUUGACAGAUUUUUGGUGCAUCGGGUGCAAAUUCUAGCAAUUCGCAAGAGAAAACGCUAGAAUAUAGUGCAAAAAGUUAUAAAUGUUUCACUAAAACUACAAGGAUCUCACUAUUUAUAAGAUAAUUUAGUUAGUAAACAAUGAUAACGCUUAAUAGGAAGCUAAAGAAGGAGCAUACAGAGCCACCGAAUGGAAUCACAGUGGAACCUGUUAAAAGAAUAUCAGUUAGGGAUAAGUUGCUAGUGAAAGAAGUUCAAGAGAUGAACGAGAACUUACCAGUGACGUGUUCUGUGAACUUUGAGGAUCCUAACCUGUUAAGCGAGUUUGUUUUGACGGUAGCGCCCGACGAAGGUUACUGGUCGGGUGGCAAAUUCAAAUUUAGCGUAUUUGUGACCGAAGAUUAUAAUAUGGCGCCUCCAAAAGUAAAAUGUCUAACUAGGCUCUGGCACCCCAACAUCAAUGUGGACGGAGACAUCUGCUUGUCACUGCUGAGACAAACCUCUAUAGAUGAACACGGCUGGGCGCCCACACGGAGACUUAAGGAUGUAGUGUGGGGAUUGAAUUCAUUAUUUACGGAUCUAUUAAACUUUGACGACCCGUUAAACAUAGAAGCUGCUGAGAUGUACAAACAGAACAAGGUGGAGUUCCAGGCUAAAGUGCAGGAGUACAUUGCUGCCUCCAAGGCGAAGAGAUGAGGAAGGUUCCUGCGCAAGUGCUUCAACAACAACCUGUAGUGAUAGAGACUAUGUUUCAGUGGUUGAUAUUUGGAUGAACCAGAACUAAACCAAAAAAGACAAGAUCCACUGCAAACCAUCAAACCAAGCCAAGCUAGUAGUCCCAUGUGUAUAUGUUACUGUGACCUUAGUACUAAAAUUGGUAACCCUGCAAGAGAUGAAAUAGAUAGUAUAGUAACUAGCCAGAAUCUGGCCUAUUUGGUCUUUUACUAUCUGGGCACUAUAGCUGGAUAGUAAGCUUAAUAUAUUAUACCACAGGAUAUUGGAUAUUCAAAAAAUAUCAUAAUAAUCUUUCUAUUUAUUUUAAAUAAUUUACUAAACCACCAUAUUUUCAAAACGUUUAUAAGAAAAACUCUCUCUAACUUAACUGCUCUGCAUUGAGAGGUAAAAAAAACAAUAAAAUAAUACAUUUUUAGCAUUGAGUCCUAACAACUGUCACUAUACUCCAUCCAAGACAAAAAGUUAGCACAGUACACUCUGUUACAUAAUUCCACACAAAUAACAGAGCCAAAAAUCUCAAUGGGUGUUUGACCAUUUUGAGUCACCAGCCAGUCCAAAUGAAACUUGUUUUCGAAAAAAAAAAAUGUUUCUAAAAACAUGAAACAUCUAUUGAGAUUUUUGACUGCCAUUGGUAUGGAAUUAUGUUACAGAAAGAAUAUAACUUCUUUCCAUGGAUAGAACGAACUAUAACUAUAGUUAGGUCUUUUAUUUGUUAUAGGCAAGCACUUGACCACAAUCACACCUGAUGGAAAGUGAUGAUGUAGGCAUAUUUCUAUUAGCCUUAUGCCCAGGUUCCAGUCCAUCAUGGUUUGGUUUAGUUUUGGUUCAGUCAAAAUGACACGAGUAACAACAUAUUAUAGGCAUAGUGUAAUGAAUACUCCAAUUCCCGUGAUAAAAUUACCUAAUAUAAAUUAAUAUUAUUCACCACAAAUCCAUUUAAGACACAGAAUUCUAAGGUAAUAGAAAUGGGAUCUGAUGUUCUUUGGGAUGUGUCACUAUUUUAGGUACUUACACAUACAUAAAUAAUAAUACGCUAUUCAUCAUCAUCAUCAACCGAUUGUCGAUGAUGAUCAUGAGUAGCUGUGUGGGGGGAGGGGGGGGGGGGGGGUCUGCCAAUGCAGCGCCCUCUAUUCUAGCACCUAUCGGUUUUUCAAACUAUGUUCUACUGCCACUUCAGCUUCGCGACCUGUUGAGCUAUGUUGGUUACGCUGGUUCUCAUACGGAUCCUAAGAAUACACAUAUCUCUAGCGACCAAUACUAUGUUAUUUUAACUAAAACGUUUUAAAAAAUAAUAUAAGUAGAAGUUUAUUUCAAGUAACAUGUUUUUCUCUAAACUAAAUUUAGAGUAUCUAAAUCUUAUUCUUUUUAUUGUUGCUAAAAAGAAACGUAACAGGAAUUUUAAAUUAAAGACAAAAUUUUAUCGCUACUCUACCAAUUGAAAUAAUACUUACGAUUGGCGCGUAAC
Molecule: messenger RNA, 2205 nt
Organism: Maniola jurtina (meadow brown)
Lineage: Eukaryota; Metazoa; Arthropoda; Insecta; Lepidoptera; Nymphalidae
Product: NEDD8-conjugating enzyme UBE2F-like
Exons: 3
Coding region: 147-701 (184 amino acids)
Source: RefSeq, a predicted model, not a curated record